UCAGUGAGAAGCACAGAGAGGAAGGCAUAGGUACGUGUGCAUGUGAAACUGCUACUUCAAGGUCCUCAGCUGUUGAUUUCAAAAGAAAUCCCAUAUACUGUUCGAUGACACGAGGUUUUUCCUUUUUUUUAAGAGAAAGUGCAGAUCGGAUCUUUCACUUUGUCCUAAUCUCGUAAACGCUGGACUUAUUCAGCGCAAGGGCAAUGGCAUCACAGAGGUGUUUUACCCUGCAUCAAUGCAGCAUGCGAGGUGUUUGAUCACACCGUAAAAGUCCAGUCGGAAUACACAUGUAUAUAUCCCACAUGGAUUAAACAUCUCAGAGAUGACUGGCAGGGGAGUGAUGUGAUCCGUGAACUGGAAAACGCGUUUCUUUAUAAUCACACGGAAAGGACCCGGCAGGACCCGACUCAUUGAUAUUGCAGGCAUACUUUCUGUCCUACUUGUAUACGCGAUAUAAUAUUUCACAGCCUGUGGCUCUGCGACUCCGAUCAAGGAAUGAAGGACACAAAUAACUGAUCAGGAAUUUAUUUCUUAAGAGGAGCGCUACAAUAAUUUCGUUUUGUGAAAGUCGGAUUUCGGCUAAGCUUCCGAUGAGAAAAGACGUUCAGUUGAAUUUAAAUUGGACACACAUCACCCCCGCCUUUAAUUGAAAUAGUUCUGGGAAAUGAAUUGAAUGCAAAAAGGCAUAUUUUGAGUAAAUUGUGUUUAAUUAUGAGCGGAAUGCCCCGUUUGAUGGCAGUUAGAUGUAGAAACUGUCAGCUCACGGAGCUAAUCAACAGGUCGAAAGCGUGAAAAGGCAUUGAAAAAUACAAGCGCUCAAGUACAAGGGAUGCAUCUCUCUGUGCCGUUUUUCCUGUUGUUAUGGGCUCAAGCCCUGACAUUGAAGAACUUGAAUUAUUCUGUUCCCGAGGAACAGGGACCGGGAACCGUAAUAGGAAACAUUGCCAAAGAUGCUCAAAUUGGACCCGGUGAGAGGGGAAAGAAGUCCAACUUCAGGGUGUUGGAGAAUUCAGCCCCUCAUCUUAUUGAUGUGGAUCCCGAAAGCGGACUGCUGUACACCAAACAGAGGAUUGAUCGAGAAACCAUGUGUAGGCGGAACCCCAAGUGCCAGCUCUCUCUGGAAGUGUUUGCCAACGACAAGGAGAUCUGCAUGAUUAAAGUGGAAAUACAGGACAUAAACGACAACUCGCCGAGCUUCCCGUCUGAUCAGAUCGACAUUGACAUAGCCGAGAACGCGGCUCCAGGCACCCGUUUCCCGCUAACAAGCGCUCACGACCCAGACUCCGGGGAGAACGGCUUAAAAACAUACCAGAUCACGCGGGACGAUUACAACUUGUUUUCUCUGGAUGUGAAAUCGAGAGGAGAUGGCACUAAAUUCCCAGAGUUAGUUAUUCAGAGACCUUUAGACAGGGAGGAGCGGAGCCAUCAUACACUCAUACUGACAGCAACUGAUGGAGGGGAAUAUCCAAGAUCUGGGACAAUGCAAAUUAAUGUCAAGGUUAUCGACUCCAAUGACAACAGUCCUAUGUUUGAGCAGCCGUCCUACGUGGUAGAGAUUCCUGAAAAUUCACCCCCUGGGAAAGUGUUGAUAGAUUUAAAUGCGACGGACCCAGACGAAGGCAGCAAUGGGCAGAUAGUCUACUCUUUCAGUGGUUACGCACCGGACAGAAUCAGGGAGCUGUUUUCCAUUGACCCUAGAACAGGUGUCAUAAAAAUUCAAGGGGAAAUAGACUAUGAGGAGAGUCCAGUUAUAGAGAUUGAUGUACAAGCAAAGGACCUGGGACCAAAUCCAAUACCGGGUCACUGUAAGGUGACCGUUAAGGUUGUUGAUAGGAAUGACAACUGGCCUUCGAUAGGCUUCGUCUCUGUUCGACAGGGAGCAGUCAGCGAGGCUUCCCCACCAGGAACGGUCAUCGCCCUGGUCAGAGUCACAGACGAAGAUUCAGGAAGACAUGGGCAGCUCCAGUGCAGAGUGCUUGGGAAUGUGCCCUUCAAGCUGGAGGAAAAUUACGACAAUUUCUACACCGUAGUAACAGACAGACCUUUAGAUAGGGAGGUGCAGGAUGAGUACAAUGUGACUAUAGUGGCCAGGGACAAUGGAAUUCCCCCCUUAAAUUCGACCAAAUCAUUUACAGUGAAAAUCCUAGAUGAAAAUGACAAUGCACCCCGUUUUACCAAAACAGUUUACCUGCUGCAAGUGCCAGAAAAUAACAUCCCGGGGGAGUAUCUAGGUUCAGUUCUAGCUCAUGAUCCUGACCUUGGUCAGAACGGAACUGUGUCCUACUCCAUUCUACCAUCUAACGUUGGUGAUGUGUCCAUCUACACGUACGUGUCUGUCAACCCCACUAAUGGUGCCAUAUACGCUCUAAGAUCGUUUAAUUAUGAGCAGACAAAAUACUUUGAGUUUAAGGUCCUGGCAAAGGAUUCAGGAUCUCCUCACCUGGAGAGCAAUGCCACAGUGAGAGUCAGUGUCCUGGACGUCAAUGACAAUGCUCCAGUCAUCGUCUUGCCCCUGCUGCAAAAUGACACGGCAGAAAUCCAUGUCCCCAGGAAUGUGGGGGUGGGACAUAUCAUCACCACAGUGAGGGCGGUGGACAAUGACUAUGGGGAAAGCGGUCGUCUGACCUACGAGAUCUCGGACGGCAAUGAAAAGAACUUGUUUGAGAUAGAUGCAGUCACUGGGGAGGUAAGGACCAUCCACCCAGUGUGGGAGGAGGUAGCUCCAGUUGUGGAGCUUAUAAUCAAGGUAGUAGAUCAUGGGAAGCCAACCCUUUCUGCUGUGGCCAAACUGAUCAUUAAGACUUACACGGGACCUCUGCCAGAAGGUGAACCUCGAAUCAACGAGGAGCAGAAUAACUGGGACAUGUCUUUGCCCCUCAUCGUUACUCUCAGUAUCAUUUCUGUUAUGCUAUUGGCAGCCAUGAUUACCAUCGCCAUCAAAUGUAAGCGGGAAAACAAAGAGAUCAGGACCUACAACUGCAGAAUCGCAGAGUACUCUCACCCUCAGCUGGGCAAGAACAAGAAGAAGAAGAUCAAUAAGAACGACAUCAUGCUGGUUCAGAGUGAGGUGGAGGAGAGGGAUGCCAUGAACGUCAUGAACGUGGUGAGCAGCCCCUCCCUCGCCACGUCCCCCGUGUAUUUUGACUACCAGACACGCCUGCCGCUGAGCUCCCCCAGGUCAGAGGUCAUGUACCUAAAGCCCGCCGCCAGCAACCUGACUGUUCCUCAAGGACACGCUGUGGGCUGCCAAAGCAGCUUUACCGGCCCAGCUAGCAGCAGCACAGAGUCCCAGCCUAGCAGGAUGUCAAUAAUCCAGACAGACAAUUUUCCCGCAGAGCCCAAUUACUUGGGCAGCAGGCAGCAGUUUGUUCAAAGCAGCUCUACAUUCAAGGAUCCUGAGCGAGCGAGCCUUAGAGACAGUGGGCAUGGUGACAGUGACCAGGCUGAUAGUGACCAGGACACUAAUAAAGGGUCCUGCUGUGACAUGUCUGCCAAGGAUACCCUCAAGAUGAAAGCCACCUCACUUAAGCCCCAGCAUCUUGCACAGGAACAUGAAGAGUGUGUUAAUUGCACAGAUGAAUGCCGAGUGCUAGGUCACUCCGAUAGGUGCUGGAUGCCACAGUUCCCAGGAACGGGAAACCAGGCAGAAGGUGCAGACUACCGCACAAACCUUUUCGUACCAGCCGGGAUGGAGACACUGUUGGAGACAGAGACCUGCGAGACCAUCAAUCCCAACGGGAAAAAGACAUUCUGCACUUUUGGCAAGGAAAGGCGUGACCACACCAUUCUGGUAGCCAAUGUCAAACCGUACUUAAAAGCCAAGCGUGCCCUCAGCCCUCUACUGCAGGAGGUUCCGUCUGCAUCAAGCAGCCCCACCAAAAUGUGCACGGCUCCCUGUACGUCCAGCCAAGUUCUCACAGACGGAGGUGAUGGCCAGUCGGGAAGCAGCCAGUACGGACCCCCGGACGGACAGUGCGUGUCACCAAAUAAACAGCUGAAGGACUCGCCCUAUCUGCCCCCCGACUUCAUGUCCAAGACCCUGCUGGACGUCGCGUCCCGAGUCGGUCAGGACUCGUGCGAGAUGGACUGCGUGCUGGAGCAGUUGGACCGUGGCACCUUUGAGCGGCGCCAGGAUGCUGCCGAUUCGGGCCAGGUAGCCCAGGACAUUGACAAGCUCUUGCAGGACUGCCAGGGAGGGAACAAAGCCACAUCAGUGCAGAAGUGAAGCUUAGAAAACUGCACACAAACACAGAAAGGGACAAAUGCUGGUAUUUCAAACAGGAGUGAACAGGACAAAGCCAUUUGCAGUUAGAGAUGGUGCUGUCCGACA
This is a messenger RNA of Paramormyrops kingsleyae, 4330 nucleotides long. Its product is annotated as protocadherin-17-like. The record is from RefSeq and is a predicted model, not a curated record. Gene Ontology annotation, biological process: homophilic cell-cell adhesion. Lineage: Eukaryota; Metazoa; Chordata; Actinopteri; Osteoglossiformes; Mormyridae. Gene Ontology annotation, cellular component: plasma membrane. Gene Ontology annotation, molecular function: calcium ion binding.